AUCGCUGGACGUGUGCACAAACUCUCGGACAAGCACAUACUCACAAAAUUCGACAAUUUUUCUUGACUUUUGAAGUUGAUAACACGGACACCCCGAUUCUGAAUUUGGAGCCAAUUGCAGAGAAUCAAGUUCUUGAUCGAGAUGGAGCUAUGGGUUCGCUUCCUCUGCUUGGUGUGCGCCCUCACCUGUUCAGCUGAAGCUACAACGACGGCUGAUGUGACAACGACGGCUGGUGUGACAACGAUGGCUGAUGUGACAACGACGGCUGAUGUGACAACGACGGCUGAUGUGACAACGACGGCUAAUGUGACAAUGACGGCUAAUGUGACAACAUCGGAUACGGAGUCUACGACACCAAUGGACACUACUCCCACUCCUGAAGCUAUGACGAUGGCUAAUGUGACAACGACGGCUGAUGUGACAACGACGGCUAAUGUGACAAUGACGGCUAAUGUGACAACAUCGGAUACGGAGUCUACGACACCAAUGGACACUACUCCCACUCCUGAAGCUAUGACGACGGCUGAUGUGACAACGACGGCUGAUGUGACAACGACGGCUGAUGUGACAACGACGGCUGAUGUGACAACGGCAUCGGAUACAGCUGCGCCACCAAUGACUGAUGUGACAACAUCGGAUACGGGAGAGUCUACGACAACAAUGGCCCCGAUGACAAUGGCCACAACAGCCACGCCAACGACCCCCACUCCUGUUGAUGAGUGCCUCGAUCUCAACUCUUGUGGUGCACACUCCACAUGUCUGGAUACGCCUACAUCUUUUGACUGCAUGUGCGACACUGGCUACGCACACGAUGGCAACUCAAGUGUUUGCGGGGAUAUCGACGAAUGCUCAUCAAGCUCGCCCUGUGAUAUGAAUGCAGACUGUGCAAACACGGUUGGAUCAUUCACCUGUAUGUGCCAUGAUGGCUUCUACGGCAGUGGUGUGAUGUGUACAGAUACAAAUGAAUGUCAGAACCCAGAGCUGUUUACCUGUGUUGCAAACAGCGAUUGUUACAACACUGUGGGCUCCUACAUGUGCAAUUGUAUCAGCGGUUACGUGAAGGACGGCGAGGCAUGCGUUGACAUUGACGAAUGCACCGCAGAUAGCGACAAUUGUGACCCCAAUGCCCUCUGCACAAAUACCGAAGGCAGUUUCACAUGUACAUGCAACUCUGGAUACAUUGGAAAUGGAGUUAGCUGUGUUGAUGUGAAUGAGUGUGCCAGCGCAGAUACCUGUCCGAUUAUGAAUACAGUUUGUACUAAUACACCUGGGUCGUACAGUUGCAACUGCCUCACCGGCUUUAUGAUGGUUGGGGUCAGUAACUGUGAUGAUAUUGACGAAUGCAGCACGGCCAAUACCUGUCCUGCUAACUCAACUUGUUCAAACACCGUUGGUUCUUUCAUGUGCAACUGCGAUAGUGGUUUUGUGAAAAAUGGUGAUUUGUGUGCAGAUAUUGACGAGUGUGCACUUUCUACAGACAACUGUGACCAGGAGUGUGCAAAUACUGAUGGCGAUUUCCAGUGCUCUUGUAUCGCAGGUUUUACACCCAAUGCAAUGAUGACACAACAAUGUGAUGCUACUCAAAAUUGCACUGAUCCAAACUUCUGCGGACAAAACGCUGUUUGUUACUCGGACAACGGUAACGACACCUGUAUAUGUGACAAUGGAUUUGAAGCCACGAAUGACACACACUGUCAAGAUAUCAACGAGUGCAACGACUACACACUGAAUACAUGCACAAAUGUAACGGGGAGUUGUACAAACGUUGAGAGCACUUUCACCUGUGACUGUAUCUCUGGCUAUGAAAUUGCAUCUGAUCAACGAAGUUGUUUCGACAUUGAUGAGUGUUUAACCGACACCCAUUCCUGUGAUGACAACGCACUUUGUACCAACGUUGAAGGCUCUAAUAACUGCACGUGCAAUGAUGGCUACGAGGGCAACGGAACAAGCUGUAUGAAUAUCAAUGAAUGUUCAAGUAGUCCAUGUGAUACAAAUGCAGACUGCACGGACACCGAUGGAUCUUAUACAUGUGCAUGUGUAACCGGUUACCAAGGCAACGGAUUCAAUUGCUUUGAUGUCAACGAGUGUGAAAUGGACCCAUGUCAUGCAGAUGCUGAAUGUAAUAACACUGCAGGCUCGUACAUGUGCACAUGUAAUGCUGGUUAUACAGGCAAUGGGACACAAUGCACCGAUAUGAACGAAUGCGACGAUCCAACAAAUUGUGGUGAUAACAGCGACUGCACCAAUACUGCUGGCUCGUUCUACUGCGUAUGUCAGACAGGCUACCGCGGUGAUGCCCGGGUGCUAUGCUCCGAUAUUAACGAAUGUGAUGAGGACCCUUCAAGCUGUCACGUCAACGGAGAAUGUAGCAACACUAACGGCAGCUUUAGCUGUCAAUGCAGCACGGGAUAUAGCGGAGAUGGAAACAUGUCGUGCACAGAUAUUGACGAGUGUGCACUUUCUACAGACAACUGUGACCAGGAGUGUACAAAUACUGAUGGCGAUUUCCAGUGCUCUUGUAGCUCAGGUUUUACACCCAAUGCAAUGAUGACACAACAAUGUGAUGCUACUCAAAAUUGCACUGAACCAAGCUUCUGCGGACCAAAGGCUGUUUGUUUCUCGGUCAACGGUACUGACACCUGUAGAUGUGACAAUGGAUUUGAAGCCACCAGCAACACACAAUGUGAAGAUAUCGACGAGUGCGCCAACAACACACUGAAUUCAUGUGCAAACGUAACAGGGUUAUGUACAAACGCUGAGGGCACUUACACCUGUGGUUGUAUCACUGGCUAUGAACUCGAGGUUGAUCAACGAAGUUGUUCCGAUGUCAACGAGUGCGAAAUGGACCCAUGUCAUGCAGAUGCUGAAUGUACUAACACUGCAGGCUCGUACAUGUGCGCAUGUAAUGCUGGUUAUUCAGGCGAUGGGAAACAAUGCACCGAAAUCAAUCCCUGCUUGUAUGCCACCAUGGUACAACAAUGUAAGGAUCAGGAUUUCACCACGUGUGUUCAUGAUGGCCCUGGAAAACAUCAUUGCGAGGGCUGCAUGGGUGGCUGGACUCUUACCGAUGGCAUAUGCAAAAGACUACCCAGGGUUAUUGGAAAAGUAGCAAUACAGUUUAUUAAUGGCGUUGAAGCAUCCUUCACAGUUGAUUUAACAAACAGGGAUUCAGCUGCGUUUAUACGGUUGGCAACUGAUUGUUGUGCAAGCUUCUUGAGAGCUUCCAUUGCCAUCGCUUGUGACGUUACUUCAUUUACCGAAGGAUCCAUUAUUGUCGACUUUGUGCUUGGUUUCCCUGAAAGCGCAACAGACAUAAACGAGACUGCGUUAGCACAAAGCAUCAUGGAUGACGCCAAUGCAACUGGAAUUGGGCUAGACCCCAACGUUGAACUAAGAACUAACACGAUGUUCUGUGAGAAUACAACCUGUGAAAAUGACGGAAUUUGUUACAUAAAUGAAUCGAUGCUCCAGUGCAAUUGUAUCAACGGAUACACAGGAAGUAGCUGUUCCAUAAGCCCGAGGCAGAUUGAAGUGUCGUUUACGAUGACACAGGUGAACUUCACAGCUGAACUGGCAGAGGAAUUAUCAAUUGAAUUUUUAUACUUGGAAGAUUUUGUAUGCAAUUUUCUGCUGAGUGUAACCUCUGCAAGUGGAUGUGAUGUGAUAAGUUUCAGUGAUGGCUCCGUUAUCGUAAACUCUGUCUUAAGCUAUUCCACGGAUGACACAACAAAUUUGACAACAAUCAAAAAUGAGAUUGAAGAUGGUGCUCCCGCAGCAACAAUUACUAUCAGGAUGAAUUCACUCACUGUUGGAGAUGUAACAACACCAGCACCAACAACGGCAGCAGCACCAACAACGGCAGCACCACCAACAACGGCAGCACCAACAGAUCCAGAUCCAGCAGGCCUAACUACUGCUCAGAUCGUCGGCAUCGUCCUGGGGUCAGUUGCGCUUCUACUCAUCAUCAUCAUCAUCAUCGUUGUCGUGGUGAUGAAAUGCUCCAAGAAGAACAAGAUCGGCUCAGAGCCGGACAUGGAGUCGGCAAGGAAUCAACGAGGAAGACCGUCAUCAAGCGGAAGGCGUUCAAGGGAGGGAGAAGCAGAUCGUAUACCAUUGCAGGAACAAUAG
Molecule: messenger RNA, 4128 nt
Organism: Asterias rubens (European starfish)
Lineage: Eukaryota; Metazoa; Echinodermata; Asteroidea; Forcipulatida; Asteriidae
Product: fibrillin-1-like
Exons: 30
Coding region: 142-4128 (1328 amino acids)
Molecular function (GO): calcium ion binding
Source: RefSeq, a predicted model, not a curated record